AUGAACACCUCGCAUGCUGCGGGCUCAGGGUACAGGGACCACAUUCAGUCUAAUCGUCCCACCAAAGUUCUGCGUACCGAUCUCAAGGGUAGGAUCUUCCCGGCUGAUUUGGAAGAUACUCAAAGAGCCGCCAACACAGCCCGAGCCAAAAGCUUGCUGCAACUGUGCAAAAUUGCCAUCAGCAGUGAAGUCGCCGCUGUUGGAUGCUUGGAGAACGAGGAUGUCGAUCAAUACAGAGCAUGCGCCGGUGAUGAACUUGACGAGCUGGGGCUCGAGGAGGUACUGGAGCUUGAGAAACUGCUUGAACUCGAAGAACUGCUUGGAGUCGAGGUCGAGGUGUCUGAAGUGGAAGUUGAGGUGGUACUAUCCGUUGACGAAGUUGAGCAUGUAGCCAAUGAACUGCUACGCGAGCUGGUACUGGUAGUGCUUGAGCUAUCGGUCGAGCUACUGCCGGUUGUCGUACCGGUCGUAGUAGAAGUUGCGGCGGUACUGCUGCCGCUUGAGGAAGUGCCGCUGACGCUGCUGGUUGACGACGAAGUGGUAGAUAUCGAGCUCAAGGAACUACUCGUCGAGGUGGAAGCCGUGCUAGAAGUACUGCUAUUUCCAAAGUUGAACGUGCUGCUGCUCGUCGUGGCAGCCGUCGGAAGGGUGUUGGUGCUAGUCGUCAAGGUGGGCUGGGGUUGGGUUCAGGGAGCUUGUGGCAAAGGUCGUGGAAGACGAGGAACUGCUGAGAAUGCUGCUGCUAGAAGAGCUAGACGAGGACGAGCUGCUGCUUAA
Colletotrichum phormii is the source of this 777-nucleotide messenger RNA. RefSeq lists its product as uncharacterized. NCBI's taxonomy places the organism in Eukaryota, Fungi, Ascomycota, Sordariomycetes, Glomerellales, Glomerellaceae. The record is from RefSeq and is a predicted model, not a curated record. The transcript has 3 exons. Bases 1 to 777 code for a protein of 258 amino acids.